Messenger RNA from Bombus huntii, 4290 nucleotides. RefSeq lists its product as uncharacterized. The record is from RefSeq and is a predicted model, not a curated record. NCBI's taxonomy places the organism in Eukaryota, Metazoa, Arthropoda, Insecta, Hymenoptera, Apidae. The transcript is spliced from 7 exons. The coding region runs from base 194 to 2851 and encodes 885 amino acids.
AUAUUUAACAAACUAUGUUAUUGAUUGAUUUUAGAGAUGAUUACUUUUUAACAUCAAUGAUUACAAAACUAUUUAUGAAAACAAUGAUUUUUAUUGACACAGAUAUAAAUUGGAACAAACACGAACGAUCCAAAGUCUACAAUCUCAGAAACAAUAUAAAUCACCAUUCUCCUGGUACAAUGUAAUAGCAGGCAUGUUGGCGAAGGUGAUUGAUGAUGAAGAAAGGCAGAGCUGUCAACUUCAUGAACAAGAAAUGACUUCUGCUGUUAGAUCCUUGAGCAGUGAUAGCAUAAAAACUUCACAGGAGAGAAAAAGAGUGAGCCCAGAAGCAAAAUAUGUGGAAAUUCACCCAUGUAAUAACGCCACCGGCGGUCGGAUGAUUUCAAAGAGGAGCAAAUCGCAGGAAAAACCAUCUUGUCUGGAUGGGAAACGUAAUUCAACGGGGGAGACGAUAACAAAAGAAAAAAGGGAGAAAAGAGUAAAAUAUGUUCCUUGUCCAUCCUUUAGACCAAAGAAAAAUGAUUCGAGGGAUCAAGAAAUAGAUGAACUUUUGUACUACAAACCCUCCAGAGAUGUAGAAUCUCAAGAGAUAGAAUAUCUUCCAGCUAUUCCAAAUACUACCAUGGAUACCAGAUUUAACCGUGAUUUUCCUUUAACAAAAGAAAACGAUAAUAGUUAUGAAUUACCAUUUUUAAAAUGUCCACUGUGUGGUUGGGAAGAUGCGAAACAUGAGCAAUUUAAUUGUAACAAAAACGAGAGAAGAAAUUAUAUUUCUUGUUCGGAAUACAAUAAAAAUCUUUCUGAUGGAUAUAGUCCGUGUGCCGGAUGUGACAGCGUCACGCGUGAUAAUUUACCUUUCCGAUCUAUGGGAAUUACUGAUCUAUCAGAAUAUUUAAAAAAGUAUGUGAACAACUCCGAGGAUUUGGAAUUUCUACAGACAUUAUCAAGACAUGCAUCUUUUGCAUCUUUGAUAACAAGACAUCCAUCUGUUGUAACUUUAAUAACAGGACUCUCUGCAAGGGCAUCAAUUACUUCCGCCGUGAAACCUAUUCAAAUUACGAAAAAAUCUGCUCAUACAGAAGUAGAACAAAGCGAAGAUCCAAAAAGGAUUUUAAAAAAUAAUAUUCCAGCAUCCAUAUCGGUUCAAACGCAAGUGCUACAGGUCGACCCUGUAGUAACAGGUAAAUUACAGUUGGGUACCAUAGAAGCUUCUACCCAACUAGUUCUGCCAGAUCUGGAUAAACAUUCAAAACCAAUUGAAUUCGUACCAAAAGAUGUUUCUCGAGAUACGAAGAAGGAACAAGGUACAGAAUCAGAACCACUUGCAAUUGAAACGCGAUUUUCUAUUGGUAGGAAAAAACGUGAAAUAGGUAUCAACGCAAUGGAUUCUUUUGACAAAGCAGUGCAAAAUACAGUUUGUAUAUCAAUUCAAACUACAGAUGAUAUUGACCAAAAAGGAAAAGAGCAAGAUAAAUAUUAUAAGACUGAUACGAUAGAGAUGAAGGAAGUAGCAAUAAAUGUGGUAGAUCAAGCUUCGAAAGGAAUACAGAGUAGCAUCUGUGUAUCACGAGGAAAUUUAGCCUACCGUAUGUCUUUUGAAAAGAUGGUAGAAUUUGGUACUACCAUGUCCUUGCAUCAAGUGCGUAGCGUCGGCUGCGUGACGGCGGAAAAGAUCAAAGAAUUCAAAUCGAAUUUCGUACAAUGCGUUUCUAAAGAAAAAUUUCCUUUGGCUCGAUCCAAGUCUGAUGAUUCUAUGAAACGUUGUGCUCAUCAAGAUACGGAAUUGAAACAUUUUGUGGGAAAAGGACCACAAGAAUUUGAGGAUUCGUGUACAACAGAUACGUGUCCAUUGAAUAUACUACAUCUCAGUAGAGAUCCCACCAUGCUCUCAGUUUUACAACAACUUUUGCAGAAAAUAUUAUUUAUACACGAACAAAAAAUGCAAGACAAAUAUAAAUAUCGCCUAAAAGAAAAUUGUUUUAUCGACAUGGACAAAAUGGUGACAGCAAUCAAAGAAUAUAUAAUGAUGCUAGAGCCAAGUGUUAUCAGAGAUGAUGUGAAAGAAUUUCAUGAAAAGGUUGAUAAAAAGUCAUCUUUGACAGAAGUUCGAAGACGACCAAGUUUGAAGGAAAUUGGCACGUUUACCAUGUGUAAUGAUAAAUUAACCAUGACUGAAGAAGAUAUUUUCGAAUUAAUAUUGCAAUCCACAUUCACGAAAAUGGAUAAAAGACAAGGAACCAUGGAAGACAAUAUAUUGCUAUUAGAGAAAAUGAAAAGAAAAUAUCCAAUGAUAGACAAAGAAGUUUGUACUCAUUUGAAUUGUAAAGAUGUUGGUAUCAGUGGAUCGUUGAUGCAGCUGUGCAAUCGCGACAUAGAAGUUCAAGGUGAUGCUCGAUUGUUCAAGGACUCUGUAUGUGUCGCAAAGUAUGAAGAUAUAACAGAAAGAAUAAGCGUGGGUACCCAGAAACGAGAUCCGAUACUGGUUCGAGUGAUCAAGUGCAAUGAAAGUCAGGCGGUAGUAAGGUCGGAUAAAGAAACGUUAACUAUGAAAAAGGACGUACAUUUUGAAAAGAAAUGUAUAAGCAAACGUGUAGAAACAUGCGGUCGACCGACUUGCAUUCCGUCCACUGUUUGUAAAAUAACAAACGAAGCCAAUUUAAAAUCUACUCUUCGUAAAGAGUGCGAAAAUGAAAUGAUCGAUAGUUAUGAUAUAUGCGAUAUAAAUUGUAAAGGAAAAAUAUCUUAUGACUGGACUGAUGUAACAAAUGAUAUACUUUCAAAUGUUACUAAUUCGAAAAUUCCGAUAUGCAUGAGACCACUACAAAAAUAUACAUACGCUAGGAGCAAAUAAUUAAACAUUAGGAUUAAUAUAACAUAUAAAAUACAUAAAUAAAUCCUGUGAUAAAAAGAUAUGGAAGUUUAUUUGGGAAAUAAGUAUGACCUUAAAAUAACUUUGAUCUCAUAUUAACUUUUUCUUUUAGAUAUUGUUAUAUUUCUUAAAUCUAUUAUUGUAUCAUUUUUUCAUUCUUUAAAAUUGUAUCUUUAAAAAUAUCUUCUUUAUAUCAGCAUAUAGAAACAGUUGUUACCACAAUUGAAGAUCGUUUUAAACGCAGUCAUUGGUAUAUCUGGCUAUCUUCAGAAAUGAGCAAUAAUUUUGAUGCAGAUCAAAGAUUAAGAGAAAUCCCUUAAAUUCUAGACAACUCUUUAUAUACAUAUAUAGACACAAAAAGGUGUGAUUUUUAGAAGAACUCGGUAAUUUUUCGAUGAAAUUAGAUGGAAUUAGAAAAACUAACUGUUAAGAGAAUCUCGUAUAGUUGUUAGAUCGGAUCAUGUGAAAUCGAUUCGUUCAGUAGAACGAGAAUCCUUGGUCCAAUCUCGAAGUCAAUAUCUUGUUAUAUUCAGGACAGGCAAGUUCGUGGUUGUUCACCUGACAGUCCAAGGACUUAUGGCAGGCCUGAUGUUUCAUUUAGCGUUGACAUGAACAUACAAGGACGAAUCGGGACGCUUUUACGUAUUUACGUUGUGUGUAUGCGCUAACGCGACAACACAGAAAUAUCUUGUUAAAAACAGAUUGAGUAACGCUAUAGAUUAAUCGCUUUAACUGCAUAUGCAUAAUCCAUCAUGUGCGUCAAUUCGGAAAAAUGCCUAAACUGCGCACAGUGCGAUAUACAAAAAUUGAAAUAACUAUUAUUCGAUUUUGAUCUUAUAAUUCGAUAACAUAAUCAGUCUUGAAAUCCAUUCAUAAUAUUGACUUGGUUGAAAAAUGGAUUUCUGAUUACAUUUAUUUCAAGAAAAUUUUUAAUGUUACCCAAAAUCUCUAAAUGCUGGCACAAUAUCUGACGAAAUGGAAGGGAAAAUAAAUUAUUUCUAGACGAAAAAAUGGAAAGAUCAUUCCCGGCAUCUGCACUAUUUAUUUAAACGUUAUCGUGUGUGGCUAGACGAAGAAAUAAAUAUUCAAGAUAUUUUAACUAAGGGAGGGAGAACACUGUACAUUAUAUGUAUUUUUUUAUCUUUGUCCUGAAUGCUUAUUCGAAUACUGUACUAUGGAACGUGAAAACGUGGCCUACAAAUGUGCGAACGUGGACUGCGAACGUGGACUGCGAACGUGGAUUGCGAACGUGGGCUGCGAACGUAGUCUGCGAACGCGCGUACCUGAUCUGCGAACGUGGCGAAUAUGGUUUGCAAACGUAGCCAGCGAAUUUUGAUUUUUGUCCCAAUUUCUCCUUCAAAUGUCGCACUGUAUUGCACCUUGGAAAAUCGUUAUUAAACAAUUGCCGUUUGUUAAUCGUA